AUGCGCAUUCUACAACAACAUUCAAUCACCAAAUCAGAGCUACAAGACGCUCAUGUCCAUCUGAAAAUGUUUCAUCGCGAGUUUGAAGAGAUAUAUGUUCAGCGACGUGAAGAUCGAAUUCACUUUGUACGUCCUUGUCUGCAUGCCCUCCUUCACAUGGCCAGUGAGACGGUUCGGGUUGGCCCUUGUCCCUUGUACUCAACAUGGACCAUGGAGCGAGUCAUUGGUGACUUAGGUGGAGAGAUCAGGCAGCCAUCCAACCCCUACAAGAAUUUAUCUGAACGGGGCCUGUGA
Messenger RNA from Laccaria bicolor S238N-H82, 294 nucleotides. RefSeq lists its product as uncharacterized. NCBI's taxonomy places the organism in Eukaryota, Fungi, Basidiomycota, Agaricomycetes, Agaricales, Hydnangiaceae. The record is from RefSeq and is a predicted model, not a curated record. Bases 1 to 294 code for a protein of 97 amino acids. The transcript has a single exon.